Messenger RNA from Linepithema humile (Argentine ant), 992 nucleotides. RefSeq names its product CD63 antigen-like. Lineage: Eukaryota; Metazoa; Arthropoda; Insecta; Hymenoptera; Formicidae. The record is from RefSeq and is a predicted model, not a curated record. Gene Ontology annotation, cellular component: plasma membrane.
GACGCAGCAAUGGUAUCAGAAGAAGUACAAUCGUUGAAGAAUUGACUUCUCAAGUAUUAAAUAUUUCGUGCAAGAACAAUGACAUUGUGCGAACCAGAAGAUCCGGCGCAUUGCAACUUACAGACGUGGAUUCAAAUCAUUCAGAUUUUGUGUAAUUUCAUAUUAGGCUUGGCAGGGAAAGGUGGAAUAAGCUUGUACAUUCUGACAAAAUUCGAUUAUUUUAACGACUUAAAGUUGUUUGAUCAUUAUGAGAUCUUAAACGUGAAUGUUUUUUUGGCCUCCUCGGUUGCACUGACUCUAAUUAGUUGGGUUGGUGUUUUUGCUGGUACGAAAAAAUGCGCUACAUCGUCGCUUACAAAUGGAUUGUUAUUAGGCGGAUUUGUAAUAGGCACUACAACUUAUGUUGCUACAAUGGGUAUAAUUACCGAUUAUACGAAAACCGGCGAUUUAUAUAAUCAAAUGAAAACAGAGAUGGAAGAGUAUGCCAUUCAUUCAAAUUUCAUUGAUACUCUACAAACCACUCUUUUGUGUUGUGGACUCGAUGGCGUCAACACGUGGGAUGGAAGUUAUAUUCCCGAAUCUUGUUGCCGACACCCUUCAAAUUUAGCAUGCACCAUAGAUUCUCCUAAUUUGCAAACAAAUGGAUGCUUCGAGGAGUUUGUUCGUACGGGGCGUUAUUACGCUUGGCUUCUUUAUUCUAUUCUUGCGUCUUCCGGGCUUCUCGAGAUUCUUGGCAUUAUCUUGUCGUGUCUGCAAUGCCGUAUCAUUAACGAUAGAAAUAAAAAGAAGUUUGCGAAAGAAAAUCCGCCAAUAAUUCCGAGACCUUUUGCGAUACUCGAGACAGAACAUGAGGAGAUAGAGAAAAUUGAGGAAGAGAAAAAGAAAGAGGAAGUUCAGGAAGAGGACAAAAAAGAAGCUGUCCAAGAAGAAGAAGCAGCUGAGUUAAAUACAUAAUAUUCUGACGCUACAUUUUUAUUGAAAAUUUUGCAAGA